AUGAAAGACGAUGUUGUUACAAACAAGACGUGGGAGGUCCAUCACCAUGACUUCGAGUGGAUAAUGGGAUCAAGCCCAAAGAUCGAGCUGCUUCUCCACACGCACGAUUAUCCAUUUGCACAUGAAGCUGGAGUCUUUUUUGAACAGACGCACGAGCUUUUCAUUACGAGCAAUCAGUUCAAAAGCCCGACUGGCGAAACAAAAGUGCAGAUCUCCAAGAUUUCCUUAGGAAACAACACUAGACCUACCAAGCUGGAGAAUAUCGACUGCGAUCCCAUCCACUUCGCUAAUGGAGGUGUCAAUUAUCGGGAAGGGAUACUCUUUUGCGCUCAAGGUUCUGGCAGCAAUCCCAGCGGCCUUUUCUACAUGCAAGCUUCACCACCGUACACAACCGAGCCCGUAUUGACGAGUUUCUUGGGGAAACCGUUCAACUCAGUCAAUGACGUGGUGGUACAUAAUGACGGUAGCAUAUGGUUCACAGAUCCUUCUUAUGGACAUGAUCAAGGUUAUCGGCCACGGCCCAGUCUGCCAAACCUUGUCUAUCGAUAUGAUCCUGCUACGAAAAGUACUAGGGCUAUGGCAGAUGCUUUUGGAAGACCAAAUGGUAUAUGCUUUUCGCCUGAUCAAAGGACUGUAUACAUUACAGAUACAGACCAAGUGCGAGGGCUUACUAUUGACCAUACUCGUGCUUCUUCCAUUCAUGCAUUCGAUCUGAUAUAUCGCCAUGGGCAACCGUUUCUCGCGAACCGUCGAUUAUUCGCGUUUGCGGACGGUGGCAUUCCUGAUGGUAUUAAGUGCGACACUAAAGGAAAUGUAUAUAGUGGUUGUCCAGAUGGAGUUAAUGUUUGGUCUCCUGGCGGAGUGCUUUUGGGUAAGAUUAUCAUUCCGGGAGGGGUUGCCAACUUCUGCUUCGGGCCCAGUGGGCAUAUAUUCGCUUUGAACGACCAUCGAUUAUGGCGUAUCCAGCUCGAUUCUAAUGUUCAAGGAGCACUGUUGGCUUCCAAUGGUAACAAUUAA
This is a messenger RNA of Fusarium mangiferae, 1017 nucleotides long. RefSeq lists its product as uncharacterized. Lineage: Eukaryota; Fungi; Ascomycota; Sordariomycetes; Hypocreales; Nectriaceae. The record is from RefSeq and is a predicted model, not a curated record. Bases 1 to 1017 code for a protein of 338 amino acids. The transcript is spliced from 2 exons.